UGGCCACUCAUCAGAGCCUUUAGGACCAGCCUCCCCCCACCCUCAGCUCCCUCCUAAAAAUGACAUUUUGCCGGCGUCUGCCCAGGGGCCUGAAUUUCACUUUGUAACUUUCUGCGGAACCCGAGCCGGGGUGGCAGCUCCGGUGGUGGUAUCGUAUGCAAAUACGCAUGCUGACGUUACAGAUCAUGUGGGUUUUGGCGUAGAUUCCCCACUGAUCGAGGCAUUUUUCCCCCUUUUUUUUUCUUUUUUCUUUUUUUUUUCUUUUCUUUUUCUUUUUUUCCCCCCCUUUUAAAAAUUUCGGCCAACCGUUCUCCGUACGGGGGCCUUUUCUGUCUGUCUGUCUGUCUGCCAGGCUGGCUUUCCCCACCACCACCACCUCUUUCCCACGGAGCCCGAGUCGGGCGCCGGGUGGGGAGUGGGGAGUGGGUGGGGGGAGCCAGCAGAGUUCCAUUUUGGAACGCCCGUGCCUCGUCUCCGCGUUCCCAGCCCGGGUCCCCGCGUUCCCAACCCCGGCGCAGGUCUCCACGCACCGGCUGCUCUGGGAAUCCGGCUGCAAGAUUCCCAGGAUGUAAGCAACACGGAGCAGACACUGACAUGAAGCUGCCUGGUGUGCCCGGAGAUUGGUACAGUUACGAUUUUCUGUGCUGAAACCGUUCUGAAAACUCCAACAGAAGACUUCAGUGUUCAAGGCAAGCCAAAGGCAUUUGAGAGGGAAUUAAAGCCAAAAGCCAAGAAUUUCACUGUCCUGGCCCCACCCACUCCGAAAAGAAGUCAUUGCCCACCGGCCAGGCAGCAAUGGCAAGCAAGCGGAAAUCUACGACUCCGUGCAUGGUCCGGACAUCACAAGUAGUCGAACAGGACAUGCUGGAGGAGACAGACAGGGCCAAAGACAAAGGAAUGGGCAUGCCGCCAUCCGAUGUGGCCAAGGACAGCUGGGCAGCAGAACCUGAAAACUCGUCCAAAGAAAAUGAAGUGGUAGAGAUGAAAUCUAUGGGGGAAAACCAGUCCAAAAAACUCCAGGGUGGUUAUGAGUGCAAAUAUUGCCCUUAUUCCACACAGAAUCUGAACGAGUUCACAGAACACGUCGACAUGCAGCACCCCAAUGUGAUUCUCAACCCCCUCUACGUGUGUGCCGAAUGUAACUUCACAACCAAAAAGUAUGACUCCUUAUCUGACCACAACACCAAGUUCCAUCCGGGGGAGACCAACUUCAAGCUGAAAUUGAUCAAGCGUAAUAAUCAAACGGUCCUGGAACAGUCCAUCGAAACCACCAACCACGUUAUGUCCCUCGCGGCCGGUGGUCCUGGAAGUGGUGACAAUGACCCCGGGGUCUCCAUGGGUAAAAUCCCCACGAUGAAGACAGGAAAAUCAAAGGCAGAUGCCAAGAAAGUGCCCAAGAAGCCUGACGAGGCUGCCCCGGAAAACCACAUGGAAGGGACUGCCCGCCUGGUGACGGAUACAGCUGAGAUCCUGUCCAGACUUGGAAGUGUGGAGCUCCUUCAAGAUUCACUGGGACACGUCAUGCCUUCCGUACAGCUGCCACCAAAUAUCAACCUUGUCCCCAAGGUCCCCGUCCCUCUGAACACUACCAAAUACAACUCUGCCCUGGACACAAAUGCCACCAUGAUCAACUCCUUCAACAAGUUCCCUUACCCCACCCAGGCUGAGCUCUCUUGGCUAACAGCUGCCUCUAAACACCCAGAGGAGCACAUCAGAAUCUGGUUUGCCACCCAGCGCUUAAAACACGGCAUCAGCUGGUCCCCGGAAGAAGUGGAGGAAGCCCGAAAGAAGAUGUUUAAUGGUACCAUUCAGUCAGUACCCCCGACCAUCACUGUGCUUCCUGCUCAGCUGGCCCCCACAAAAAUGUCACAGCCCAUCCUCCAGACAGCCCUGCCGUGCCAGAUCCUCGGCCAGCCCAGCCUGGUGCUGACUCAAGUGACGAGUGGGUCGACGACCGUCUCUUGCUCCCCCAUCACACUUGCGGUGGCAGGAGUGACCAACCAUGGCCAGAAGAGACCUUUGGUGACGCCUCAAGCUACCCCUGAGCCGAAGCGUCCACACAUCGCCCAGGUGCCAGAGCCUCCACCCAAGGUGGCCAACACGCCCCUCACCCCAGCUAGCGACCGCAAGAAGACGAAGUUGCAGAUUGCGCACCUCAAGGCAAGCUUUUUACAGAGCCAGUUCCCUGACGAUGCUGAGGUCUACCGCCUCAUUGAGGUGACAGGCCUUGCCAGGAGCGAAAUCAAGAAGUGGUUCAGUGACCAUCGUUACCGGUGUCAGAGGGGCAUUGUCCAUAUCACCAGCGAAUCCCUUGCCAAAGACCAGAUGGCCAUUGCAGGCACCCGACACGGUCGCACCUAUCAUGUAUACCCCGACUUUGCCCCCCAGAAGUUCAAAGAGAAAAGCCAGGGACAGUUGAAAACCCUGGAAGACAGCUUUCUGAAAAGCUCUUUUCCCACCCAGGCAGAAGUGGAGCGGCUGAGGGUGGAGACCAAGCUGAGCAGGAGGGAAAUCGACUCCUGGUUCUCAGAGAGGCGCAAGCUUCGAGACAGCAUGGAGCAGGCCGUCUUGGAUUCCAUGGGGUCCAGCAAAAAAGGAUCAGACAUGGUAGCCCCCAAUGGUGCUCUAUCUCGCCUGGACCAGCUCUCCGGUGCACAGUUAGCUGGUUCUCUGCCCAGCCCUUCAUCAGCAAUUAUACAAAAUCAAGAACAGAUUCACCUGCUCAGGAGCACUUUCGCGAGAACCCAGUGGCCCACGCCUCAGGAGUACGACCAGUUAGCGGCCAAGACCGGGCUGGUCCGAACUGAGAUUGUGCGCUGGUUCAAGGAGAACAGAUGCUUACUAAAAACUGGAACCUUGAGUUGGCUGGAGCAGUACCAACAGCAUCACCUGGCGGAUGACCACGGCCGUGAUAUCGUAUCAAGAAAAGCGGCGAAACAAGUUGCUGAGAGCCCAAAGAAUGGAAGCGAGGUGGCUCAACAGUACGCCAAGGACCCCAGAGCGCUCUGCGAGGAGGACUCCGACAAGCUGGUCCCCAGGGUGAAAAUGGGUGGCGAGCAAGCUAAGGACUGUGUGGCGGGCAAGCCCUCAGAGGCCGCCUCAGACAGGUCAGAGGGCAGCAGCCGCGAUGGCCAGGGCAGUGAGGACAACGAGGAGUCAGGCAUCGUGGACUUUGUGGAAGUGACGGUCGGAGAGGAGGACGCCAUCUCUGAGAAGUGGGGGAGCUGGAGUCAGAGAGUGGCGGAAGGCACAGCAGACCGGGCCGACUCGGACUCGGACAGCGCCCCUGCCGAGGCGGGCCACGCCUAGACAGGGCACUCGGUCUGAACUUCCGUACUGGCAUCGGGGAUGCUCUCUGUCUUUGAAGAAGGAAGAAAGCCCGCCCCAGCGGCUGUGGGCCGUCUCACCAGCGACUCGGAGCGGAAGUGCUUUAGUGGCGCAUGUGGCGCGUGCCUGGAGGCCACGGGAACUUCGAAGCUCUCAGUGGCCCUCCCAGAGGCCGGGUGGGAAUUGUUGUUCAUAGUGCCAAAGUCCUACUACUGCGUUUUCAAUGGGUCCCUGUACAUAGUCUCUUGCCUCUGCCCCCACCCCACCUCUUGCUAUACUGGAACCGAUUUAUACAAUGUGGGAAUUUUGUUACCUUUUUAAUCGAGGGCAACUUCCUUUUCCAGCACUUCCGUGGUAAGGUGUUUGCUUUUUUUUUUCUCCCCCAGGAAGGAGGGCUAACCACAUUACAUUGCUUUUCUCUUUUUUCUUUUCACUUUAUUAACAAGGGGGAGGGAGUAUUAGUAUUAGCGCCACUAUAUCUACUGGAUUUUAGGUAGGAAGAAUUUCUUUCUUUUUUUAAGGUAGUUUGGCAUUUGGGAGAUGUCUUUGUGGGAAGGGCUGAGGUUGGUCCUCUGGCUCAACAUUGGAUGGGUUCACAAAUAGCAGGCCUUCCGCGUCAAGCCCAUUCCCAGUUUCCCCGGCUGCCUUUUGGGGACCUUGCCUCAGCCCGAUGCCAAGAGGUGGGUCUGGCUUCUCAACUGCUUGGAUAAUUGGGGAGCGGGUGUCUGCCCUCUUUACAAAUCUUUUUUAAAUACCAGCAGAAAGGGCUCCCACACUUGAUGAUGCCAUCAUUACUCUUAGGAAAUGAAAAGAGUGGUCUUUCGGCCCCCGCUCGCACAAAGGUGAACAUCUCUGGGUUUCUUUGCUCAUCCUCACUGCCUUUUCUUGGUGUGGCAUUUGACAAGAUUUCAGCUCGAAGCCUCACUAUCAACUGAUUUUAUUUUUGUUCGUGUGUGUGUAUGUGUGUGUGUGUGUGUGUGUGUGUGUGUGUGUGUGUGUGUGUUUGGGCCAAUUUUAGAUACCUGAGUGCACUUUUUUUUUAGUUAGUUGUAACUUUGAAAGAAGGAAAGCCAAGAGAUCUAUCUCGUAUAAAUGUCUCGACGUGGAUUCUGUUUGCUGUCCUUGUCCCCUUCCCCUCCCCAGCCCUGUGACCCCACGAUACACUGCACAAAUAAAAUACUAGGGAGUUUGAAUAAAAGCAGUUUUUCUAACUUGUUUCUCAUUUGUUGUAACUCAAUAAAGCAAAGACUAAACAUUUUUAUAACCUU
Messenger RNA from Peromyscus maniculatus bairdii (prairie deer mouse), 4595 nucleotides. RefSeq names its product zinc fingers and homeoboxes 2 (gene Zhx2). Gene Ontology annotation, biological process: regulation of transcription by RNA polymerase II. Gene Ontology annotation, cellular component: nucleus. NCBI's taxonomy places the organism in Eukaryota, Metazoa, Chordata, Mammalia, Rodentia, Cricetidae. Gene Ontology annotation, molecular function: DNA-binding transcription factor activity, RNA polymerase II-specific; DNA binding. The record is from RefSeq and is a predicted model, not a curated record.